Neohortaea acidophila is the source of this 1113-nucleotide messenger RNA. RefSeq lists its product as uncharacterized. The coding region runs from base 1 to 1113 and encodes 370 amino acids. The record is from RefSeq and is a predicted model, not a curated record. NCBI's taxonomy places the organism in Eukaryota, Fungi, Ascomycota, Dothideomycetes, Mycosphaerellales, Teratosphaeriaceae. The transcript has 2 exons.
AUGGCGCUCUACCAUCCAGCCCUCGCUUGCCUUUUGCUCCUCAUCGUAUCUGCCAGAGCAGGCGGCACCGAUGGCCUCUACACCAAAUACUGUUCCAACGAGAACACCGGCUCGGAUUCCACCCCGCAAUACAACAUCUACAACUCCAUGGGCUCCUGUUCCACCCAUUGCCAAGACGGCUUCGCCUUUGCCAUUGUCCAGGACACGAAUUGCUGGUGCUCCAAUUACAUCCCCUACAACCAAGUCAGCACGUCGGAAUGCAGCGAACAGUGUCCUGGCUAUCCUGAUGAUCAGUGCGGGAAUUCGGGCGCGGGCUUGUUUGGCUAUAUUGCCCUUGCCAACUCCCCGUCGGGCACAGCUGGAGCUCCGAGUACCAUCACCCCCUCUUCUCAGGCUGCUACCCCUUCUAGCCGCACGCACACGCACACGACCGCGCCGUUUUCAUCAUCUUUAAGUACGAGCACGACUCUUGUCAGCACGGCACCGACAACGCAUACAGUGACGAACAGUCCCACCCUGGUGCCAAGCUCGCCCGCCAACCAAGAAGACCUCCACAAAACCGGACUUUCCGGCGGCGCCACUGCCGGCGUGGUCAUUGGAGUUCUAAUCGGCGUUGGUGCCCUCAUCUUGGCAGGUUUCUUGCUGUGGCGACGGAGACGCGCCGCAGACACCGAAGCCGGGAGUGGCGGCCGCGGCGGUGGCAUCCGAAGCCCCCGACGGAAAGGCAGCGUCCUCAGCAGGACCGGCCUGCUCGGCGGUGCGCGACCCCAGAGCAUGUCAGAGGCCAACUACGACGACCCUUUCAACCCUCCCGAAUCGACAACACUGUCGAAUAGUGUUCGACAUUCGAUCAUGUUCGGCGGCAGCAGCGCAGCAGCAGGCGAAGCAACCGACACGGCCGGGCCCUUGGGUUACGGCGGCGGGCAAGAAGCGGAAGUUGCCGGCGAGCGGAGGCCUAGCAGGCCUAUGGUUUACGACCAGCGGCUCAACCCCUCUGCGCUCUUCGCCAACCACGACAACGGCAGUCGAGUGUCCAUGCAGGAUCAGCAGGAUUACAGCCGGCCUUUGGGCGUCGCGAACCCGGAUUUCCGGUAUAGCUUCGACUCGAGAUGA